AUGUCCUUCAAUUAUGUUUCCUACGCUUACAAGCCUACCACAAUUGGUUGUUCGGCUUCCGGAAACUUUACAUCACCAAGUGAUAUCAAUUUAAUCAUGUGUAAAAAUCAAUAUCUUCAAGUAAAUAGAUUGAGCGAAGAAGGUGUUUCUUCCGUGGUUGAAUUUGAAGCACCUGGAAGAAUUGAUACCAUGUCUUUAUUCAGACCAUCAGGAGAAAAACAAGAUUUACUUUUUAUUACAAUUGAAGAUACAUUCUUUACACUUGGAUUUAUUGAUGGGAAAAUAGAAACACUUUCCAGUGGUUCCAUAGAUGACCCUGUCGGAAGAAGAAGUGAAAGUGGCUCCAUCACAACAAUUGAUCCUCUCUGUCGUGCUGUUGCACUCUCAAUAUAUGAAGGAUUGUUAAAAAUUAUUCCUUUCGAAAAUAACAAACAUCAAUUUAAAGAGGCUUUCAAUGUUAGAUUGGAGGAAUUGAAUGUUAUUGAUAUUGCCUUCUUAGAAAGUUUAGGAUCAAAAUCCAAAUCUGGACCUACUUUUGCUUUACUCUAUCAAGACCAUGUUGGAUCAAGACAUGUUAAAACGUAUGAAGUUAAAACUCUUGACAAGGACAUGGAAGAAUCAUCCCUCAAUCAAUUAAAUGUUGAUCAUGGAGCCAAUAUUUUAAUUCCAGUCCCUGCUCCUUUGGGUGGUGUAAUUUGUGUUGGAGAGGCUCAAGUUUCAUACAUUAACGAAUCUAAUAAGAAUCAUUCCGUGGCAUCUCCAGCCAACUCACGUAUGGCUAUCCGUUCUUAUGGAAAGUUAGAUAAUACUAGAUGGUUUUUGGGUGACCAAUCGGGUCAAUUAUAUUUAUUAAGCUUACAAGUUUCUGAUAGCGAAGUUACUGGAUUGACUCUUAAGGAGCUCGGAGUUACAUCAAUUUCAUCAUGCAUUUCUUACUUGGAUAAUGGAUACGUUUUUAUUGGAUCAAAUUAUGGAGACUCACAAGUCAUACGGAUUAGUGAUGAAUUGAACCCAGAAACCAACUCAUACUUUGAAGUUUUCCAAACCUAUUCUAAUAUUGGACCUAUUGUAGAUUUUUGUUUUGUUGAUGCCGAUAAACAAGGUCAAGGUCAAAUUGUUACAUGUUCAGGUGCCUUUAAGGAUGGUUCACUCCGAAUUAUCAAGAAUGGUAUUGGUAUUGAAGAAUUGACCACCAUUUCUGAUUUGGUUGGUUUAAAUCGUAUAUGGUCCCUUAAAACUGAAACUGGAGAAGAAAAGUACCUCGUCAUGUCUUUUACCGGACAAACUCUUAUUUCCUCAGUUGAUAACGAAGAAAUUGGAGAAGCUAAGAUUCCUGGUUUUGAUGUGGAUUCAACCACUGUAUUGUGUGAUACUGUUAUUGGAAAUAAUUACUUGCAAGUUACCGAUAAAACUGCAAGAUUAGUAAGCUCUCAUACUUUGGAAUUGAUUGAUGAAUGGAAACCGUCAAGUGGCACCAUCAGUCUUGCUGCAUCAAAUCCAACUCAAUUGGUAGUAUCCCUUGGUGAAGGAAAACUUGUAUAUAUUGAAAUUUCUGCUCAAUCAUUGAAACAAAUUCAACAAACUAAAUUGGAUUAUGAAGUUUCUUGCAUUGACAUUAGUCCUGAAGAAGGUAAAAUAUCAUCUACUGUUUGUGCAGUUGGUAUGUGGACAGAAAUUUCUGUCAGAGUAUUGACACUUCCAUCUUUUGACAUUCUCACUGUUCAAGAAUUGGGAGGAGAAAUUUUACCGAGAUCCAUUUUAAUGCCAACCUUUGAAGGUAUUAAUUAUUUAAUGUGUGGCCUUGGUGAUGGUCAUUUGUUCACUUUCAAAAUGGAUAGAGGUAUGGGCAUUUUGACUGAUAAGAAGAGAAUUGUUGCUGGAAGUAAGCCAAUCAUGUUGAGACCAUUUAUUUCCAAGGACAGACAAUUGAACGUAUUUGCUGCCUCUGAGAGACCAACCAUUAUUUACAGCAGAAAUCAAAAACUUGUAUAUUCUAAUGUUAAUUUGGGAGAAGUUAAUGAUAUGUGUUCAUUCAAUCACGAAAGUUUCCCAUUCCACAUUGCCAUUGCUAAUGAAAAUUCCAUCCUCAUUGGUCAAAUUGAUGAAAUUCAAAAACUUCACAUUAAGACUGUCCAAUUACACGCUCAACCAACUAAGAUUUGCCAUCAACCUUCAACCAAGGCUUAUGGUCUUUUAAUUACUCAGUUCGAAAACCCAGAAACUAGUGCCAUCUUCUCCUUGGAUGAAAACAACUUUGAGAAAAAGUCAGAAAUCCGUCUUGAAGGUAAUGAAUUAGGUCAAUCCAUUAUUUCAUGCAAGUUCACAGAUGACGAUAAUGAAUAUUUUAUUGUUGGUACAGCAAUUACUGAAGGUGAUGAAGAGGAACCAUCAAAGGGAAGAAUUCUCGUUCUUCAAGUUCAAGAUGACAAACUCGUACUAAAGGCUGAAAAAGAUGUUAAGGGAGCUGUCAUGGUUCUCCACUCAUUCAAUGGAAAAUUAUUGGCUGGUGUCUCUGGUAGACUUAUGCUCUUCAAAUGGGCUGAAUCUGAUGAUGGUGAUAAUAAGGAUCUCGUCCAAGAAUGUUCAUGUAGUGGAGGUAUCUAUAUUCUUGAUAUUGAUAGUCAUGGAGACUUUAUUCUUAUUGGUGACAUGAUGAAAUCUGUACAUUUAUUCGUUUAUGAAAAUCCAGAAGAACAACAUGUCUCUGGUAAUCUCAGACUCAUUUCUAAGGAUUAUCAAUACUCUUGGUUAAGUUGUUCCCUCAUGCUCAAUGAGAGUGAAUAUGUUGCUGUUGAUCAACAAGGAAAUAUGAUUACACUUAAAAAGAAUGAUGAGGCUGCCUCUGAAGAAGAAAGAAAACAACUUGUUCGUGUCGGCAAGUAUUACUGCUCUGAUCGUGUAAAUAGAAUUCAACCUGGAUUUAUUGGAAUGAGAUUUGCCAAUUCAUCCUCUGACAUUAAUACUCAACCUGUAAAGACUGCUCUCUUUGGUACCAUUAGUGGUGGUAUUGGUGUUUUGGCUCAAUUACCUCCAGAGACUUUUGCAUUUGUGACAAAGAUUCAAAAGGCUAUGAGUAGUGUUGUGACUGGUCUGGCCAAUAUUUCUCGUGAAACCUAUCGUCAAUACAGAUCGGAGAGAACUAGAGAAGACUCGGUUGGUUUUAUUGAUGGUGACUUUGUGGAAUCCUUCUUGGAAUUUGAUUUUGAAACUCAACAACGAGUCAUUGAAGAAUUGUCGAAUAAUCAUCAAGAACAAAUCACUUUGGAAGAACUUGUUAAGAAUAUUGAAGAUUUGUCUCACUUGAUCCACUAAGAUAAUCCUAAAGUCUUUCCUCAACAUAGAACCAAAUAAAUAUUAUUAAAUU
Messenger RNA from Naegleria gruberi, 3364 nucleotides. RefSeq names its product damage-specific DNA binding protein 1. Gene Ontology annotation, cellular component: nucleus; site of double-strand break. NCBI's taxonomy places the organism in Eukaryota, Heterolobosea, Eutetramitea, Acrasida, Naegleriidae. The transcript is spliced from 4 exons. Gene Ontology annotation, biological process: DNA repair; proteasome-mediated ubiquitin-dependent protein catabolic process. The record is from RefSeq and is a predicted model, not a curated record. The coding region runs from base 1 to 3312 and encodes 1103 amino acids. Gene Ontology annotation, molecular function: protein binding; nucleic acid binding.